This is a messenger RNA of Pseudocercospora fijiensis CIRAD86, 867 nucleotides long. RefSeq lists its product as uncharacterized. The transcript has 4 exons. The record is from RefSeq and is a predicted model, not a curated record. Bases 1 to 867 code for a protein of 288 amino acids. Lineage: Eukaryota; Fungi; Ascomycota; Dothideomycetes; Mycosphaerellales; Mycosphaerellaceae.
AUGGAUACGCCUACCACUGCACCUGAGCGUGCCUCCUUCCUCACGAUCCCCUGCGAGCUCCGCAAUCAAAUUUACAUGCACAUCUUCCAGCCGAAUGCAUCAGACUUCUAUCCCACCCUUCCAGUCAGACCAGAUGCGAUAGCGACAGCAUUGAACCCAGAAACUCCAAAAGCAUCCCUUCCGAAACUCUACCACGCCGAUCGAACCUCCACGCACCUCGGUCUCCUUCGAACUUGCAAGCAGAUCCAAGCCGAAGCACAGCUCCUCGCUCUAUCCAUGACGCCCUUCCGCCUCGAAGGAGAAUGCACAUAUCCAGAACUCUUCGACAUCCGCUCGCGACCCCUCUCCGCCUCGAAAAUCGGUGCAAUUCGACACAUCACUCUCACAGCACGAAUCGGUCACUUACGAGCACUGAACGAAGCAUGGCUAGGCCUUCCAUUCGGCCAUCCGAGUCUACAUCUAGACACACUCCUCAUAAUCCCCAAAAGACCGACCAACUACGUCGACUCGUUUGCAGAAAUCGCAGAUCUGAGUCAGUCACAUACAUUGGCAUACAUUUUCUGCGAGACGUUGAAAGGUCUGCGCAAUGUGCAGUGCGUGGAGAUCAGGAAUGUCGGAUGUUUUAAUGAGGUGGUGUGGGGAGGUGGGAAGUGUGGAGUCAAGUUCUUGAGUGGGGAGUGUAAUGCUGGAGGGACGGAGAUUGAUGAAAACCGCUGGUUUAGAGCAUACCUCUCCAGUAAAGACGACCAAGGUAAUGAAUGUGGCGAGGAAGUGGUGCGACUCGUUGGAACUGAUGUCCGUGCAAAUGAAUCUAUCACUUGGCCGAACGUGCCAGUCAAGAAACGUAUUGAGACUGCAUCGGGCUGA